Molecule: messenger RNA, 365 nt
Organism: Zea mays
Lineage: Eukaryota; Viridiplantae; Streptophyta; Magnoliopsida; Poales; Poaceae
Product: cation-transporting ATPase HMA5-like
Exons: 2
Coding region: 71-328 (85 amino acids)
Molecular function (GO): nucleotide binding
Source: RefSeq, a predicted model, not a curated record
GGUUUUUGAUAAAACAGGGACACUAACACAAGGAAAGGCUGUUGUAACAGCUGCAAAGGUUUUCUCGGGAAUGGACCUAGGAGAUUUCCUCACGCUGGUUGCAUCAGCAGAGGCAAGCAGUGAGCAUCCUCUUGCCAAAGCUAUUUUGGACUAUGCAUUGCAUUUCCAUUUCUUUGGCAAGCUUCCUUCAUCAAAAGAUGGCAUUGAGCAACGAAAAGACAAGGUAUUAUCCCAGUGGCUGCUUGAAGCUGAAGACUUCUCUGCAGUAUCUGGCAAAGGAGUUCAGUGCUCGAUCAAUGGGAAGCAUGUUUUGGUGAGUCAUAGGUGAAUGUCAUGCUUCCAUAUCCCUUUUAAUUUACAUUGUC